AUCAGGAAAGGUUUUAAUAUGUAUAUUGUUUGUGUGUGAAUAUCAUCAUCGAGGAGAGGAGAUAAAAAGUAUGGCGUUGUGGGAAAGUGAAAAAUUUCGCGAUAAUAAAACAAACGAAAAUGAAGAUACUUUUGAGAAUAUUCUAGUGAGCCAUGACCUGCAGGAUUAUUUUGACAAUAGUCUUGAUAUUCCAAGUUUUGACAAAGUUUAUGAGUCAUCCGCCAUUUUUGACUAUGAAAAAAAUUCUGACGAAGAGUCGUCGUACGUUGAAAGAUUACCCGAUGACAGUACGGGAUACAUUCAUCAUACGAUAAGUCCCGAUGAUAUUUAUUUACGUAUACAUCCGGGGCAAAAUGAUUCAAUGCCAGAAGAUCCCUCUCAUGCUGUUAUCACAAUUGAAAGCACGGAUCCGGAAACAAACCAAAAACACAUUAGUCGUUAUAAUUGUGAAUACGAUGGCUGUUCACGGACCUACAGUACUGUGGGAAAUUUACGAACCCACAUGAAAACCCAUAAAGGCGAAUAUCGAUUUAAAUGCUCAGAACCAAGUUGCGGCAAGGAAUUUCUAACGUCCUACAGUCUUAAGAUCCACAUUCGGGUACACACAAAAGUAAAACCAUUCGAAUGCAAUCACAACGGGUGUGAGAAGGCAUUUAAUACCCUUUACAGAUUGAGGGCUCACCAAAGGCUUCACAGCGGUGACACGUUCAAGUGUGAAGAAAUUGGAUGCGUUAAAUUCUUCACUACACUAAGCGAUCUCAAGAAACACAUUCGCACUCACACGCAAGAACGACCAUACAAGUGUCGGGAGAAAAGUUGUGGGAAAGCGUUUACAGCUUCGCAUCACUUGAAAACACAUAAACGAACUCAUACUGGAGAAAAACCUUAUGUUUGCAGUUUUGAGAGUUGUAGACGGUCAUUUACGACGCCGCACAGUCUUAAGAGUCAUCUAAAGACGCACAAGAAAAACGAGAACACGGAGGGGACUAAAACCAAAGAAACUCAAGGACCUGAGGCACUUUCAAUUCAAGAUACACCGGAAUUUGAGACAUUUUAUUCCGUCGUUCCGUUAAUGAAUCCACAAGACGAGAAUACAGCGAUAAUUAACGUGACCGAAAAUACCGAAUCAUUUAAUAAUAUCAAUUUCAUUGCCACCGAUCCAACGCAAAGAAAUAAUUCACCAAUCACAACACUUUUAUAUGACAAUGUUCUGAAUAAUUUUCCCGAAAACGUUAAUCAAGACUUUAACAAACUCUUUCCGGAAAUGUCUGACGAGAAUCUUUUGAAAUUAUCCGUUAAUCAAAAUCCUUUGAUGUUAAUAAGUUCGGAUAGUAAUAAUGGCGAUGAUGAUAAUAAUAACAAUCGGAAUAGUAAUGACAAUAUCAACGAGAAUGUUAAUAAUCAUCAUCAACAAACAAAAACACUGAGUUUGCAGGAGAAGAUAAUACAAAAUGGUUUGGAAAAUACGAUAGCAGAGAUGACGAACAAUUCCCCAUCGACUGAUUCAAUUUUUUAUGAGAACACAACAAUAAAUAAUGAACAAGUUUUUGAGAAUCUUAAUUUUAUUCAAGAGACGAGAAAUUCAAAUGCCGAACAACAAUCGGAAGCUGUCGAGUUGGCAAUAGCGUCGGAGGAGGAAAUCCCAACGCCUUGGAUCGAUGUUAUGACAAUGAAGGCCGAACCUGCAUUAAGAACCGAAACAUGGCCUGAAUUAAAUGCCUUUCCAACUGCCGUGCAUUCACUCGUUGAUCUCGUUGGUCCCGAGCCAUAUCCCCUGGAAUUGGAGACCGAACGCAAUUGUAAUGAAUCAUUAUUGAAUAAUGUCAAUGUUGUCAUUAACACAAAGGAAGCGGUUAACGAACAAAUUGUCCUCAAUUCUACAAGUGUUUGUAAUUCCACUGAUAAGCAGCCAAUUGUCACGAGAAAUAUACUCGAAAAAAUUAUCGCCGAUGCUGAUAUUUGCCGUUGUGAAAAAUGUGAUUGCUCUGAUUCAAGAAGAUGUAACAAUUGUACAACAUCUUCUUCUCCUUCUUCAUCAUCAGCAUUAUCAUCUUCAGUGGAGAAUAGAAGGGAAUUACCAAAUUUAAUUGGUAAGUGUCCAAGUGAUGAAACGAAAAAUUGCGAUUCAUCAUGUGCCGUUGUUAUUUGUGUUAAAACACUUCAACAAUUGCAGACUGUUUUAAAUACAUGCUGCAAAGUGACGAGUAAUUGUGCUGUUGCAUGCACAAGAGGUGAAUUAUUCUCCGGGCAUAAUAUGAAAUUAUUAACAACGCAACUCGCUGGAAAUCAUUGAUUUCGCUAGUAGUUUAUCUUUUCUUUCAUUUCUUUGGCGUAAAAUCCAAAAGAAAAUUAAAUACUGAUACGACUUUUUUAAACAUGGUACAAAAAUUGAAAGUUCAAGCUUUACUGUAGAGAAAUCGAAAAAGAAUUUAAAUUUUGUUUACUCUGGCAUUGAAAGAAGGUAUUUUAAUUUUAUUUAUUAUUAUAAACAUUUAAUGUUACUGCAAAUUUACUUCAGACCUCAGACAUAACUUUUUGGAUUUUUUCAACUUAUUUUCAACAAUUAUGACUUUUUUUUAAUUUUCUUUCAAAUACUGCAACGAAAUACCACAUUUUUAGCAUAAAAUGCAACUUACAUCGAUUUUUAGAGUGUCAGUUUGAAAUUGUAAAAUUUUAAACAAUAAUGUCAUCGAUAUUAUAAAAAAUGUAGAGACUUCCAUUCAUACUUUGGAUAUAGAUAAUGAUGUCAAAAACGAAGUUAGAGACAAGGGCAAUUCUACUGUUUGUCUUUAUAAAUCUUCUUACUAUAAAAAAGUGAACGAUCUUUCAAAAACUAUUUUUGAAUAAUUUUCCUAAUUAAAUUUUCGAAAUAUCAGGGAAAAGUCAGGAAUUUUUAUUAAAAGUGGUGGAAAAAAAUU
Messenger RNA from Leptopilina heterotoma, 2918 nucleotides. RefSeq names its product probable serine/threonine-protein kinase DDB_G0282963. Gene Ontology annotation, molecular function: RNA polymerase II cis-regulatory region sequence-specific DNA binding; DNA-binding transcription activator activity, RNA polymerase II-specific. The record is from RefSeq and is a predicted model, not a curated record. Gene Ontology annotation, cellular component: nucleus. Gene Ontology annotation, biological process: positive regulation of transcription by RNA polymerase II; central nervous system development. The transcript has 5 exons. Lineage: Eukaryota; Metazoa; Arthropoda; Insecta; Hymenoptera; Figitidae. Bases 71 to 2293 code for a protein of 740 amino acids.